AUGGGCCGCUUCUACGCCGCAUCUGCUGCGAUUGCAGCCCUUAUUUCAGCGUCUUUUGUAUCUGCAGAAAUACCAACAUGCGGUCCCAACAAGCUCUGUCCGGCGGAAACACCCUGCUGCUCCGCAUACGGACAAUGCGGUGUAGGCGCCUACUGCCUCGGCGGCUGUGACCCCCUCUUCUCCCACUCGCUCGAGUCCUGCGUCCCGAAUCCCAUCUGCAAGAGCCAGGACUACAAUCUUAACUCCCUCGACGACAUCGCGCCCAAUACCCGAUACCUCGGCGACUCGAGCAAGGCGAAGUGGGUGUCCAGCGGGCAGCCGGUAGCAUACCAGAAUGAGGCCGUCCUCCUGACCAUGGCGCCCGACACCGUCGGCACGCUGCUCGCAACAACAAACUACGUCUGGUACGGCAAGAUAUCGGCGACGAUGACAACAAGUCAAGGCAAAGGCGUCGUAACCGCAUUCAUCAUGAUGAGCGAUGUAAAAGACGAGAUCGACUUCGAGUUUGUCGGCAUCGAUGUCGAGAACGCACAGUCGAACUACUAUAGCCAAGGCGUGACGAACUACAACAAUGGCCGCAACCUCUCCACCUCCAACACCGUAACCAACACCCACACCUACACGAUCGACUGGACCCCCGAGAAGAUCGACUGGCAAAUUGACGGCAAGACGCUCCGCACAGUAGAGCGCCAGUCCACCUGGAACGCCACCGCGAACCGCUACGACUACCCGCAAACCCCCGCACGGGUGAUGCUGUCCCUCUGGCCCGCGGGCCUUGCCUCUAACGCGCCCGGCACCAUCAACUGGGCUGGCGGGCUCGUCGACUGGGACUCCCCCUACAUGCAGAACGGAUACUACUACGCGCUGGUCUCUGAUGUGAAGGUCGAGUGCUAUGACCCGCCUCGCGGCGCGAAUGUACAGGGGAGCAAGAGCUAUAAGUACACGGAUAAGGCGGGCACGAACGACACGGUUGUCGUGAGCGAUGAUGUUGAGAUCCUGGCGUCGCUGUUCGCGACGGGAGAAGAUCCGAAGAAGGAUCCCAACGCUGCUGCCUCCAAGUCUUCUACCGCUGCGAGCACGAAGACCGGCUCCGCUGCCGCCGAAAGCACAUCCGCAGAGGUAGAGACCGUCCCGGGUCUCUCGGGCGCGGGGGCCAGAGGCGAGGAGGGUGGGCCUGCGGCUGUGGUAUCUCAGGCGCCCGGGUCGAGUGUUACGCAGCCCGCGGCGGGGAGUCUGCAGACGGCGGGCGGAAGCGUGGGGACGGGGUUCAGUCAGGGGGAUACGCAGGGGCAGAGUGGGGCCGCUGGGAAGGAUAGGAGGGUUGUAGGAGGGAGUGGGAUUGCGUUUGUGGGGGCGCUGGUGGGGUUGCUUGUUUUGUAG
Molecule: messenger RNA, 1380 nt
Organism: Coniosporium apollinis CBS 100218
Lineage: Eukaryota; Fungi; Ascomycota; Dothideomycetes
Exons: 3
Coding region: 1-1380 (459 amino acids)
Biological process (GO): fungal-type cell wall organization; carbohydrate metabolic process
Cellular component (GO): fungal-type cell wall
Molecular function (GO): glycosyltransferase activity; hydrolase activity, hydrolyzing O-glycosyl compounds
Source: RefSeq, a predicted model, not a curated record